AACAGGAAGGCGAGAAGCCGCACCGGGGUCCUUCCUUUACGGCGGCGGCGCCACCAGCGUCAGGGCCAGCCGAAGAGUUCUUUGCUCACUGGGCGGCUCCUCCCCAGAAGAAGGGGUUAGCUAAAGCCCCCGGCAGCGGCGAACUCUCGGCACCGGCCCUGAAGCAAGGGCGCCAGCAAAGAGGCGGGCUCGCUCGACGCUCCUCGGACACCCAGCGGGAUGGACCUGAACGAGCUUCUGGACGAGGAGGGCGCGUUCUCCCUGAGCGGUUUCCAGGAGUUCACGUUUCUUCCCAGGCACCAGCAGCUAAGUGAUCGCGUACGCAAGCGGCUUUACUAUGGCUGGGAUAAAGACAGUGCCCUUGAUAACCUUUCAAGUCCGGUUGCAGAUAUUGCUGUUGAAUUACUCCAGAAAGCUGCUCCCAGUCCCAUUCGGAGGCUCCAGAAAAAAUAUGUAUCUCGCGUCUCCCGGGAGGCUUGCAUCUCCCCCUGCUCCAUGAUGUUGGCACUGGUUUACAUUGAGAGGCUUCGGCACCGCAAUCCUGAAUACCUACAACAGAUCUCAUCCUCGGACCUCUUCUUGAUCUCCAUGAUGGUUGCCAGCAAGUACUUAUAUGACGAAGGGGAAGAGGAGGAAGUCUUCAAUGAUGAAUGGGGUGCUGCAGGCAAGGUGGACGUGCAGACCAUGAACACACUGGAGAUGAAUUUCCUCAGUGCCAUUGACUGGAGCCUCUAUACAGACCCUAAGGAGCUUUUUGAAGUGCUCAGCUGGCUGGAGGGAAGUGUGGCUGAGAGGCAGGGUGUCCGACGUGGCUGGUUCACCUACACUGACCUGUGUGUCUUAAUGGAGCAAACACUGUGGCAGCAGGCGUUGGGUCAGUUCUACCAGCAGGUGGCCAAGCUGGCUUGCAUUCUCGGUGUGGUGUACCUGACAGGCAUCGCUGCUGUCCUUGCUUCGGUGGCAGUGGUGCAUCAUACUGUACAUGUGAAGAGGGCUGGUCCAACUGAGCUCGCCAGCACUAGGGCCGCUCUAGCUCCAUGCCUGCCUUUCCCUUCUUCGGUGCAGCAUCUGGGUCACAGCUUGGUGCUGCCUAACAGCUCCCCAUGUCCAGGGGCAGAGAACAGAACCGUUCAAGGCGAGCAGCAGCAGCAGCAGCCACAGCAGCAGCUAGGAAGCAAUGGUGCCGUGGCUACAGCACUCUACCUGUGGAGCAGCGUCUUUAAUGCAUUCUCUUACCCACCACCAGCCCCCAUCAAUCCCUCACUUUGUCCGCGCUGCAGUCAACCCAUCACCUGUGUGGCUGCCAACCACACAGCUUGCACCCGCCCCACGUCACAGUCUGCUCCCUUUGGACUUGCUGCCCGCUGCACCAGUUGCUCUUGCUGGAGCUGGCACCUUCCUGUGUCCCCUAGCUGCAAAGACUGGCCUGAACCACUGGCACUGCAGCAGUGCCCCCUCCAGGCUGCCUUGGAGCUUGGAAGGAUCAAGGCUUUCAUGUUCCCUAGCUAGGGCUGGAGGGAGGGGACACAGCUUAGACUUGGGGGUGGUGUGGGGGAAGAGGUGCACCUGGGUGGGAAAUGCUGUGGAUGUCUGAAAGGGGUAGGGCACAGAGCAGGAAAGGCUGGGAGAUGGAAAGGGGGCCCUAGCGGUCUGUAUCCCAGUGGAUGCCAACUCCCUUUGCUGGGUAUGCCCGCACAAGUUGGCAGCUGUGCUUAAAGGCCACAAGGAAGGAUGCAUCUCAUCUUAGGAGUGCAAAGCUUGGGUAGGAUGAAGACUGAAACAGUGAGGCUGGGGGUCUUUCGUAGCCCUUCUACUUCAGCUGGGUCUUUCCUCCAUGACUAAAACUUGCGUGGGUUCACACAUUGGGAGUGCUAGCAUCAGGCCCAUGGAUCACCUCACUUGGCUCAUGGAUCGCUUUCUCGCUUGGCUCUCUGUGUGGCGGUGUGCUUGGGGGACUUGUGACUACCACCAUGGUGACGAGCGCCAGCAUUUCUUCACAUUCAGGCCAUCAAGCGAUGACCACGCAAUUAGUAGAAUGUGUGAACUUGUUCUUUUUGUCCUGAGCCUGCCAGACUGCCUGCCUUGCUUUCCCUAGCAAAGAUGAUCUCCCUUGCUCUGUCAGAACCGUGCCUGGGGUCUUCUUUAGCCAUAGCGUUGGGAAGGAAAGGGUGACAAUUGCCGGGGGAAGCUCAGGGCCCUUUAACAUCCAUUUAGUUCAUUGUUUUGGUGCCCCUGAUCUGUAUUUGUGAGUGCUUGACUGCCCCCUCUAUUUCUUGGGGUGGGAGGGGGUGGAUGGAUGGCAGCCAUUCUUACACCCUGUUCUUACAGCACUUUUUUGCUGUAGUUUUUCACUAUUUCUUGUAGACGGGAUCUCUUCUAAUAAAGGUAGCUGUUCAUGUG
Molecule: messenger RNA, 2400 nt
Organism: Elgaria multicarinata webbii
Lineage: Eukaryota; Metazoa; Chordata; Lepidosauria; Squamata; Anguidae
Gene: CNPPD1
Product: cyclin Pas1/PHO80 domain containing 1
Exons: 8
Coding region: 220-1509 (429 amino acids)
Biological process (GO): regulation of cyclin-dependent protein serine/threonine kinase activity
Cellular component (GO): cyclin-dependent protein kinase holoenzyme complex; nucleus
Molecular function (GO): protein kinase binding; cyclin-dependent protein serine/threonine kinase regulator activity
Source: RefSeq, a predicted model, not a curated record